UGUGGGCGGCUGAGGGGACGCCGCGGGCUCCGGCCGGCGCGGGGCUCCUAUUCGCUAUUUAUUUCAUUCAUUAGCAUUCAUUAUUCAUUUCAUUCAUUUCAUUCGGAGCACUGUGAUCACACUCGUGCUGUGAAGCGCCACGAACAGCGGGAAGGAAGGAAUGCUGCGGGGAAUUUCGUUUUACUUUGAAUUCAGGCUUCCCCCACCCCAACUGCACUUCGCUGUUGCGUGAGGAGCAACAAUGAAAGCGGGAGGAUGUCAUGCUGUUGUGCAACCCCACAUUGUGCAGCUGCACUUUCGCCCUCGAGGUCAGCAUUAAACACCAAAAACCCAUCGUGCCUUCAACAGAGAUAGCUUGUGAGCCUGAUGGUGUUUGAAUUACAAAUCCGUGACUUGACAGAAAGUGGAUUAGGACCGUUUAAACAUAAUCUUAUUUUUGGCCCCAAAGUCUAAUGUGGUCAAUGAGUAAUUUGUGUACAUCAGUAGUAGGUCUUCCUGGAUGUUUUGGACUGGUACAUGAAAAGCUGCAUAAUCAAGAGAAGGCAGAUAAUAUUUCUUUAUACAUUUGCAUGCAGAAACCACAGGCUUAAGCAGAGGAUGUCAGUCCACCCAACUGAACUGGGGACUACUGGAACCUGUGGCCACAUCUUGCUCAAUCGUAUCAAAUGUAAAAAAAGGCGAUAUUUUGUUUUUGCAUAAACCAAAUCAAUUAAUUACGGAAUGCUGGUUAUUCAGUGGAUCAGGCUAUGGCAUGCACAGCACCAGGGUCUACACACAUUUUCCUACAUUUCAUACGUCCAUCUCACACUGAUUUUGUUUCAUCUCACAAAGUUUUUGUGGAUGCUGUCACAUGAUAAGAUUUUACUGCAAACAGCAGGCAAGUGAGACAUUUUGUUGAAAUAAUGUGCAUAGGAAAAUGUUUCUAGAGUAUAGAACCAGCAACAUUAAGGGGAAAACUGAAGUAAUUGUAUGCCACCAAUUGCUCCUGAAAUGAUAAGACAGAGAGCUGCUAGAAACACUGGGAUGACUGGAAUUUAAGAUACUUGGUUCCUGCUCUUACCCUGAGGAAAUAAGUGCGAGAAAUUUCUCCAGCUCAGGCAGUUAAAGGACCUUUCAUACUGAACACUGCUCUGAGAAAAGGGGAAGCCUCUCCUGUGUGGGAUUGAAAUAGAUACUUGGCAGUUGCCUAGAAUAAACUAAGGCAAAAAUGUCUAUCAUAGAUCCUUAUCAACACAUUGUGGUGGAGCACCAGUACUCACACAUAUUCACUGUGACAGUAAGGAAAGCCACAAAUGUCACCAAAGGAGCCAUUGGUGACAUGCUUGACACUCCAGAUCCCUACGUGGAGCUGUUCAUCCCCACUGCCCCUGACUGCAGGAAGAGAACCAAGCAUUUCAACAAUGACAUCAACCCUGUGUGGAACGAGACCUUCGAGUUCAUUCUAGACCCCAAUCUGGAGAAUGUUCUGGAGGUUACUCUCAUGGAUGCCAACUAUGUUAUGGAUGAGACUCUUGGCACAUCCACGUUUCCCAUCUCUUCUCUGAAACUGGGAGAGAAGAAGGAAGUCCAGUUAACUUUCAAUGAUGUCACAGAAAUGACUUUGGAAUUGUCUCUGGAAGUAUGCUCCUCCACGGACCUGCGGUUCAGCAUGGCGCUGUGCGACGAGGAGAAGAGGUUCCGGCAGCAGCGCAGGGACAACAUCAUGCACAGCAUCAAGGCAUUUCUAGGGGAGAACAGCCAGAGCCCGACCACUUCCCGGGAUGUGCCGGUGAUCGCCGUGCUGGGCUCGGGAGGGGGGUUCCGGGCCAUGGUGGGCUUUGCUGGAGUCAUGAAAGCACUUUAUGAGUCAGGAGUCCUGGACUGUGCCACAUACAUUGCUGGGCUCUCUGGAUCCACCUGGUACAUGUCAACUCUGUAUUCCCACCCGGAUUUUCCAACCAAGGGCCCCAAGGAGAUCAAUGAGGAGCUAAUGCACUCUGUGAGCCACAACCCCCUGCUGCUGCUUACCCCUCAGAAGGUCAAGCGCUACAUCGAGGCUCUGUGGAACAAGAAGAGUUCAGGGCAGCCUGUCACCUUCACAGACAUCUUUGGGAUGCUCAUAGGGGAAACACUGAUCCAUGAUAGGAUGGACACCACUCUGAGCAAUAUGAAAGAGAAAGUCAGCAAUGCCCAGUGUGCUCUGCCACUCUUCACCUGUCUGCACGUCAAACCAGAUGUCUCAGAGCUGAUGUUUGCAGACUGGGUGGAAUUCAGUCCAUAUGAAAUUGGAAUGGCCAAGUAUGGCACUUUCAUGUCUCCUGAUUUGUUUGGAAGCAAGUUUUUUAUGGGGACAGUGGUGAAGAAAUACGCUGAAAAUCCCUUGCAUUUUCUGAUGGGUGUCUGGGGCAGUGCAUUUUCAAUAUUAUUUAACAGAGUCCUUGGUGUCUCCAAUUCUCAGAAUACAGGGCCCACCAUGGAAGAAGAAUUAGAAAAUAUUAGGCUAAAGCACCUUGUAAGCAACGACAGCUCAGAUAGUGAAGAUGAAUCACAGCAUCCAAAAGGCACUGAGGCAAAGCAGGAGAGGCUGCAGGAGAGCAGCCAGGAGAGCUGGGUGCAGCGCAUGCUGAUGGCACUGGUGGGGGACAGCGCCCUGUUCAACACGCGCGAGGGCCGCGCUGGCAAGGUGCACAACUUCAUGCUGGGGCUGAACCUCAACAGCUGCUACCCCCUGUCCCCUCUGGCAGAGCUGCUCACCCAGGAGUCCCUGGAAGAGGAGGAGCAGGCAGCAGUUGCAGAUCCUGACGAGUUUGAGAGGAUCUAUGAGCCCCUGGAUGUGAAGAGCAAGAAGAUCCACAUCGUAGACAGUGGGCUGACCUUUAACCUGCCCUACCCGCUCAUCCUAAGGCCCCAGAGAGGAGUGGAUCUCAUCAUCUCCUUUGAUUUCUCAGCCAGGCCAAGUGAUUCCAGCCCUCCUUUCAAAGAAAUCCUGCUGGCUGAAAAAUGGGCCAAAAUGAACAAGCUUCCUUUCCCCAAGAUAGACCCCAAUGUGUUUGACCGGGAAGGCAUGAAGGAAUGCUAUGUUUUCAAACCAAAGGACACCUCCUCAGAGAAGGACUGCCCAACCAUCAUCCACUUUGUGCUGGCCAACAUCGACUUCAGGAAGUACAAAGCUCCAGGUGUUCCCAGAGAAACACAAGAAGAGAAGGAUUUUGCAGACUUUGAUAUUUUUGAUGAUCCAGAUACACCUUUCUCUACCUUCAACUUCCAGUAUCCCAAUGAGGCUUUCAAGAGGCUCCAUGACCUCAUGGAGUUCAACACCCUCAAUAACAUGGAUGUGAUCAAGGAGGCCAUGAGGGAGAGCAUCGAGUACAGGAAGCAGAACCCCUCGCGCUGCUCCGUGUCCCUCAGCAGUGUGGAGGCCAGGAGGUUCUUCAACAAGAGCAGCCUCAACAACAACCACACGUAGAGGCUGUGCCUGGCCCUGCCCUGCCCACUGACUGCUCCUGCCCUGGGAACUGGAGUCAGCAGGACUUGAGUGGAGCAUCCCUGCUCCUCACAACACUCUCCUUGUGAAUGCUCACGUCCCAAUAGCAUUUUGUACUUCUUAAAGAACUGAAACAUUUCACUAGGCUGAGAUCCUCAUGUUUAAAACCGUGGAAUUAGUUGCAGAUCAUUGGGUUCAGUGUCUUUUUGUUUUCUUAUAAAAUUGUAAACACUGGUGUAUUUUGGGGGGGGUAAUUGAUUUUUAAUUGUUGUAAACUGGGCAUAGCUUGAAGGGUAAGAUGGAAUUAGAAUAAAAAAAUUGAAAUCCACUUUGCUGCAAUAUUCAAUGUCUGUACCACUCAGCCAAAAACUUUUAUUUUUCUCAUUAAUCCUCAAAAUUACAUUGCUUAAACUCUUGAGCUGCUGGAAACCAUGUGUUAAAUUAUUGUCAGUUUGUGUAUUUCCAACCUGAAUGUUUCUUCAUAAAUUGACAUUGAUUUUGAAUUUGAGCAUGAUUAAAACAACACAUUUCUGCAAAGGGACAGUGGCAAUGUUUACUGGGAAUUGGUAACACGUGCCCAGGUAAGAAUGUGAAGCUUUAAGGGCUAUUUUAAAAAUAUAUUUUAACACUUUGAAUGAUGAAAGACUGCAAAGAAAGUGAUUAUUUUCAUACCAUCUCAAUCAGUAUUGCUGUAACUCUGCAAUAGAAAAUUGCAGAAAAUGCAGCUGCACCUCUGAUUUGAUUAGUAAAAUCAGUAAAUCCCUGGGAAGGGAAGUAAUUACAAUGCAUUUCUUUUAACAGCCGCUGCCCCAAAAUAAUCAUGGAGUGGUUGGGGGUGGAAGGGACCUUAAAGUUGAUCUCAUGCCACCCCCUGCCAUGGGCAGGGACACCUCCCCCUAGCCUAGGUUGGUCCAGAUCUACAUGCAAAGUUCUCUGGUUAAAUAACAUUUCCUGUAUUGAUCAACAGGUUUUAUUUCUCUUUGAGUUAGUGCAUGUUUAAAAUCAAGAGAGAAAAUAAAAGUAACUUAUCUUAGUGCUGCAUAAUUUAAACAUUUUCCAUAAAUUCUGGAAUACAGAAAGGAACUGGUACCAAUAUAUUAUUGUAAUACUUUCUUUUAAAUGUUGUUUUUCCUUUUGGUAAUGUAAUAUUUGUAUUUUUUAUUUUAUUAUAUGUACCUACUCUGUUUCAUGGAAGAGUUUUAUCAUGCUUUAUACAGUUUAUAUUACCACAGUGUUAUCAGAUGAUAAAAAAUAAAACUAUAUUUGUCA
Messenger RNA from Catharus ustulatus (Swainson's thrush), 4732 nucleotides. RefSeq names its product phospholipase A2 group IVA (gene PLA2G4A). Gene Ontology annotation, molecular function: calcium-dependent phospholipid binding; calcium ion binding. The transcript has 20 exons. Gene Ontology annotation, cellular component: nucleus; endoplasmic reticulum; cytosol. The record is from RefSeq and is a predicted model, not a curated record. Bases 1208 to 3445 code for a protein of 745 amino acids. Gene Ontology annotation, biological process: glycerophospholipid catabolic process. Lineage: Eukaryota; Metazoa; Chordata; Aves; Passeriformes; Turdidae.